This is a messenger RNA of Ochlerotatus camptorhynchus, 1917 nucleotides long. RefSeq names its product Wnt oncogene analog 4 (gene Wnt4). Bases 423 to 1481 code for a protein of 352 amino acids. Gene Ontology annotation, cellular component: extracellular region. Gene Ontology annotation, molecular function: cytokine activity; frizzled binding. The transcript has 5 exons. The record is from RefSeq and is a predicted model, not a curated record. Gene Ontology annotation, biological process: canonical Wnt signaling pathway; neuron differentiation; multicellular organism development. NCBI's taxonomy places the organism in Eukaryota, Metazoa, Arthropoda, Insecta, Diptera, Culicidae.
GUUAAGAAAUUCUGCACCCGUACAAUGGUUAAUGUAACUUAAAAACUCCAUCGGAAAGUUCUGAAAUGUGAAGCGAAAUGGAAACUGUUGUUUCUGUCCUUGCACAUUAUCCUGGCAGUGCACGACGAUACGAUGUUGCUGAUUCCGUUACUGCUCUACACAUGAGCGCAGGGUGAUAUGAAUUCCGUGGCAAUAAUCAUGCCAUUACGCGAUCAUCGACAGCAUGACAAAAUCGCCAAGGGAAGAUUAUUCGACGCUGGCGUACGGUCGAGAAUAGACAGUGUUUCGUCGGCGCGUUGUUCUAGUGGAGGUGAUUAUCGCUGAGAUUUGAAACGAAUUUUCUUUUUCGGUUUGGAAGUUGAACGCUGAUUGUUCGGAGAAGAUUUCAUUAGACAACAGUGAACAGACGAAAACCAACGUCCAUGGAAGGCUUCGGGGGGAAGAUGAUUGUAUUUAGUGUGCUUUUGUUCAGUAUUAUAUGGUGUAUUAGUGAGUGCAAUGAUAUCAUCAUUUCGAAUGGCAACAAAGAAACAUCGCUUCCGGCGAAGAAUACCGUAAUGGCCGUAUUCAGCCCAAUGACCAAAUCUCCCGGGCCGUGCCGGUUCCUUUCCGGGACCCGUCGGCAGAACCACCAAUGUCGCCGUGACGUAGGCCUUCCGGAUGCCAUCAAGGAAGCCCGCCGGCUCGCAGUCACCCACUGCGAGGAACAGUUUCGCUAUGACCGUUGGAACUGUUCUAUCGAAACACGAGGAAAGCGAAACAUAUUCAAGAAGGUGUAUCGCGAAACGGCGUUCGUGCACGCGUUGACGGCGGCGGCCAUCACCUAUUCGGUGGCACGUGCCUGCGCCGAAGGGAAGAUGUCCAAGUGUCAGUGUGCGUCAGAGAAAAGGCCGGAAGCGACACGGCUGGCGUGGAAAUGGGGCGGCUGCAGCGAUAACAUAAAGCACGGCAAACGAGUGACGAGAAACUUUCUGGAGCUCCAGCCGGCGGACGGUGAUCCGGUGGCGGAGAUGCUGCGGCAUGAUAGUGAAGUUGGCAUCCAGGCCGUAACGUCCACUAUGAAUGAUCGCUGCAAGUGUCACGGAGUGUCAGGCUCGUGCUCGCUCAAGACCUGUUGGAGAAAAUUGGGGGAUUUCAAUGCCACGGCAGCCUCGCUCAGAUUCAAAUACCAUCAUGCCAUUCGGAAGAUUCCGAUCAACAAUAAGACAUCGAGAAGAGCAAUUCCCAAGGAGUUGAGAGAUAGGGAUGCAUCGUACGACCAACUGUACUACUUUGAGACGUCGCCCACAUUCUGCUCCGUAACGCGUGGUCGUCGUUGUCUACAUCCGGACAAUUGUGCCACUCUGUGCUGUGGCCGUGGCUACACGACCAAGGUGAUCAAAACCAUCGAAAAGUGUCGCUGCCGAUUCACAAACGGACGCUGCUGUCAAAUAGUGUGUGAUUACUGCGAGAAAUACGAAGAUCGAUAUUACUGUAAAUAAGACACCAACAUCCAAAUCAUGACAUGUUUACAAUUUUUAAUAACUCCAUACUAAUUAUUAUCAAUCUAUUUAUUACAACUAGCGCAUAAGGAUCGAGAGUAAUGAAUGUAGGAAAGGAAAAAAGUAGUCAUUUUGUGAACGUUUCAUUUGAACUUGCACAAAGAAAUUUCAAUGUCACAUUUUCAUGUACUAGGUUGCAAUCUCAUGAAUUCAUUGCUAAUAUUACAAAAAAAUCCAACAAAUUCAAUCUAUUCGUGUAUGUUGAAGUGUUAACUUAUACAAUAAACGUGUACCUAGAGCUAGAGUAGAUGCGCUGUACUUGAAUUUUGCUUUCCUUAGGGUUAAGACGCGACUUAGAAUUAAUGCACACGAUGAUUGUAACAAACUUUAUGUCCUACUCUUUGAAGCCAAUAAAUUUCCAUGUCUGUAGAUAGAA